Messenger RNA from Hypomesus transpacificus, 1992 nucleotides. RefSeq lists its product as uncharacterized. Gene Ontology annotation, molecular function: protein binding. The record is from RefSeq and is a predicted model, not a curated record. Bases 16 to 639 code for a protein of 207 amino acids. NCBI's taxonomy places the organism in Eukaryota, Metazoa, Chordata, Actinopteri, Osmeriformes, Osmeridae. The transcript is spliced from 7 exons.
GUAGGCGGUCUCAAAAUGGGCUGGGCUGGGCUACGUAAAACUUGUCGCCUACAAGUCUUGCUAGAUAUUUGCUGUUGGCUAUCUAGGAUCUCAACAUCUCUAACAAGAUUGCGACUGAGCUGGCCGACCUGGCAAAACAACCUAGAUAAACGGGACAAUGAGUUUCAUGUCACGUUUGAGUGUUUGUGUAAUCGAACUGUCUCUGUGGUUGAUUGCAGAAUGUCAGUAUACGUGCCCACCUUGUCCACCUUGUCCGGAAGCAAGGCGGAAAGCGGAGAAUGUUAUGGAAUAACCUAUGAUGUUUGCAGAGAGUGUCGAGGAGUGGGCCAGACUACCUUGGUUCCCUGCACAGCUUACUCAGAUGCAGUGUGUGGCUGUGAAGUUGGAUACAUCUCUAACUCAACAGACAUAUGCCAGAAACAACUGGCAGUGACCGUACCUCCUAAUUUACCAGGUUCAACUCCAUAUAAUUGGGAAAAUGGACAGGAGGAUAAUGUACCAACAGAAAUAAUUAUCCUGCUUGUGAUCCUUCCAGUCAUCCUCCUAAUUAUGGGUGGUGUGUUGAUUUGCUUGCAUAGAUGGAUCUCUAGUCAAGAAUUCUGCAAGAAGGUCCCACGAUGGGGUGAACAGAAUGUGUGAAGUCACAGAAAAUGUCUCAAUCUGAAGAAAAGUGUUCAGAAUUUAAGUUUAUAGGACAGCCAAUUAGACCAUUUUAUCUGCUGGUACCAACCCUUCGGGCAAAGAUUUAACACCAAUUAAAAAUAACAGUUGCAAAGAGUCAUAUGGAAUCAGGACCAAGAUAAGGGGGUUUAACUCCCAAAAUAGGUUUUGGUGGUAAAUUACUCUUUAAAGUAUAUAGAAAAUAUUAUAAAGGUCUGAAGAAGUGUAGUAUUUGAAGCUGUGAUUUUUUUUAUCGUUUACUGUAUGACAAUGUAGUAUUAGUUUCAAACAAUACAAAAGAUUAAUUUUGUUACUGGCAGCUUAGCUAUAAUUUAGAUAUUACAUUUCAUUACAUGUUUUUUGUGUUACAGUUUUUUUUGUUGCACAUUUUAUGUUUAAUGUGAACAUGUUAGCUUAACUGUCUCUAUUCAAAGGUAUAAUCCUAUCUUUUUAAAGAGUGAAAACUAGCUUUAGGUCAGCAUUGUGCAUUAAAGAAUACAGAAAAUGUUAUUCAUGUCUGUAAAAAUUUAACAAUAGAAAACUUGGAAAAUGCACAGGCAACACAAUGCUAUGUUAAAUGUAAAGAAACCAAAGGAAUUAAAGAAUGGUAUUAUUUUGUUAGCUAACUAUAACUUAAGUUUGACAUAUCUACUUUUCAUGUUGGUCUAUUUUCAAAUCUAUUUUUAUGUAAGAUUAGUUGGUACUGAAACUCAGUGUCAAUCUUUUAAUGUGACGUUCUCUCUUUAAAUUUGUUGUUUUGUUGUGGAAAAAACAUCACACUGUUGUAAUUAUGAAGACGGUUAAUGAUUAUGGAUGUAUAUGAUUGAAAAUGAACUUCUUCAUCACCUUUUUUACUUUUAUAUGCUAUAUUACUGAAAACCAGAUGCAAAGCUGUUGACUGAUUAGUAUUGCCACUAAUAUGUAGAAGAUAUUAAGCCCAAAGUGCAAAUCUGGAUAAUUAAGGGCUGAAUGCGAGAGAAUACUAUGUGUAUAUUAUUCUUCCAUAGAAAACUACAAGGCCCAGCUAUCAUGAGGUAUAUUUAUGGCCCUAUGCCCAGAAACCUAGUGCAGCUUCAAGCCAGAGUGUAAGCCUAAAAGUGGGAGAAUUUUCUAUGCAAAAAAGCACCUGUAAUCUGAGUCCCUUAUGACGAGGGACCAGCUGGGUAAGAAUGCAUAAUGCAUUCUCUGACCAACAAGUAUUGUACCAAUGGUAGAACAUAAAAUUAUUGGGAAAUAAUAAGUCCGGAGAAAAAUUCCAGUCUGAUCCCGGGAUAUGCUCACGUUUGUUGGAAUCUCUGUCACUCUGAAUUCUAAUAAAGACUUUGCAUUAAA